AUGGCCCAGACCAUGGACUUUAUCACUUUUAUGACAAACAAUCCUCAGGAUCCGAUUACGGUAGCCUUCAAUGCGCUCUGGAAAGAUCAGUCAGUUCCACUGGCGGAUCCCGUAACCAACUUCUUUGCUCAACAUCCGGCCUACGCGAGCUGCACGUUUGUUACCUACAUGAUGGGUAUCACAUAUGCCGCUGAGCAGCCUGUCAGUAAAUCCAUGCCCAUGGAUCAGGCUGUGUACUCUCUGAGCAGUCUCGUGACAUCAAUGGGUGGAACCUGGCCGUCCGGCUUACCGGAUAUUACGGUGACCAAGUUUACUUGCAGCACCAGCAAUGGUGUACUUGCUCUUCAAGCGAUGGUAGACAAAAGUCUAUUACCUGCCAAGUCAGAUGAAGCGUUGACAUUCUUCAUGUCAUUAUUCAACUCCAAACUGCUUCUUAUCAGCAUCAACAUCAAUUGUGCCCUUGACCAAGGCAUUGGCGGAACGCAGCUCACUAUCAGCCUUGAUACUAUGCAGGUACCCUGUGGAGACUUGGGAAACUUGACCAUAAAGGAUCCCAAUGUCACCAUUAGCAUCAACCCAAUGUUCAAAUUCGUCACCUUUGAGGUUGCUGGUACCGUUCCGUUCACUGUCUUUGAGAAGAAGUUCGACACCCAGGUCACCAUGACCAUCGACAAUCUCGAGGCCAGCUUCGGGGUACAGGUGGAAGGAAGCGAUAUGACUCUCCCUACACCUACCCUCAUGAAGGGUGUACAUUUUGAUUCGUUUGGGGUAGGCAUUGGAGUCUUCUUCGAGCCACCAGGUGCAGUGGUAGGCUUGUCUGGUCGAUUGCAUAUUGGCGACGCUGCCAGCGGGGCUCAAGUGGCACUUGACGAUGACUCCUUUGUUGUCGUGUGUCAGUUAGAAGAUGGAGCCCCGAACCCGCUCUACGUUUCUUUCUACGUACCUCAGAUGCAACUGACGGACAUGAUUACUAUCUUCACCAAUUCCCAAUGUCCUUUGGAGUUGCCGGUUUCAUUCAACGAUAUGUUUUUCCAAUGGUCCGAGAACCCCAUGGAACCUGUGGUACUACCUGAUGGAUCGCUCUCCCCGAUCGGUUACGGAUUCAAAUGUCGUGCAGACAUCCUUUUCUUGAGUUUCUAUGGCGACGUAGCAAUCGAUCCCACAAACGGAAUAAACGCCGAGAUUGAGAUGGCCCCUCUCUCAUUGGGCGACCUUUUCAAGUUUGGGGGUGAUGGCAAGGGCGUUACCGACAAGGUGAAUGCUGCCGGCAAUCCCAUCAACAACAACCAGUUGGCGACAACGGCUGCGAUGCAGCAGGCCAACAAAGACUCGACCGUUCAGCAGCUGGUGGCUGCGGGAGGUCCAGUGUUGAAGAUCCAGACAUCAGCCUCGCCUUACCUAUACCUCAACGCCAGCGUGAGCUUGUUGGAAAUAGUGAAUGAGCAACUCACUGCGCAGAUCACAUCGACAGCCGUUACGUUCGAUCUGGACUUUGGUGCUAUCUUGACCGAGCAGAUGACCUGUACAUUAACCAGGCUUGACAACUUGGCUGCCACAUUCUCGUACGGAAUUGACCAAAGUAUUUCGCUGCCCACAAUCGCCGAUGUCAGUCUGGGAACCAUUGACCUGGACGUUACAGUCAGCGCAAACUUGGGACUUGUUGGUUCAGGGUCUGGUGUCAUCAUAACACUCGGGGGCAGUUUUGACUUUGAAGGAGCAACCCUUACCAUCGGUAGUUUUGAAGUCGACUUUCCCAUCUCGACAUUGAGUGAUGUCUUAUCGUCCAUUCUCUCCCAAAUCGAGCAGGACGCUAAGAACAUAUUCAGCAGCAUUCUGAACACUGCAGCUCAGUGGGCCGGUAAGGUUGAGCAAGGCGUCAUCACAGCGGUUGAUUCAGUUGCCAAUGUCUUGCACAAUGCCUUUGACCAAACUGCUAGCGAAGUGGCUUCCACCAUGAAGGACGCAGGCUUCGGCGCUCAGGAGAUAGUUUCAGGUCUCAACGAUGUCUUCAACUUGGGCCCUAGCGAGAUCCAUGGCCUGAUGAGAUCGAUUGGCUUCAGUAACAAGGAGAUAGGUACAGUCUUUCAAAUUAUUGGUGGAUCAUUAUUUGGUGGAUUUGCAAACAGUCUUUUUGGUGGCGGCCACCAUGAUGAUAGCGUACCUGAUGAAAUCGUGAAAGGUAUUUUUGGCAGCGGUUUAUUUUAG
Fusarium graminearum PH-1 is the source of this 2205-nucleotide messenger RNA. RefSeq lists its product as uncharacterized. Lineage: Eukaryota; Fungi; Ascomycota; Sordariomycetes; Hypocreales; Nectriaceae. The coding region runs from base 1 to 2205 and encodes 734 amino acids. The record is from RefSeq and is a predicted model, not a curated record. The transcript has a single exon.